AUGGAGAUCGGACAAUCGAGUAACGGAGGUUGUUCAUCAGCUGAAGCUGUGAUGCUUGGAGCCCUAGCUCCUGGAGUCAAUGGCCCGACAUGGAACACCCUAAAGGUUGCAUUCCUUAUGCUCGGCGUGUGCCUUGCUGCUAUGCUGGGAUUGGCUUUCUCCUUUAGCGAUUCGUCUUUGAUUCUCCAUGUCACCUUCCUUCUCCUCAUCGCCGGCGCCCUUUUCUUGCUUCUCAGCAGCUUCCUAACAGAGACUGGCCUUGUUUCUGUCGAACACCAGAUGAAGGAGAUGGGCUUAAGAACAAAAGAAGCUAGUGAUCUUAAGCAAGAAUGA
Striga hermonthica is the source of this 333-nucleotide messenger RNA. The record is from the annotation of a GenBank genome assembly. NCBI's taxonomy places the organism in Eukaryota, Viridiplantae, Streptophyta, Magnoliopsida, Lamiales, Orobanchaceae.